AUGUCUCAAGACCAGGAAAUCAAGAUUGGAUUUUUUCUUCAUAUACCAUUUCCAAAACAAGAAACUUUCGAGAAACUUGAACAUUUUGAAGAAAUAUUGAAAGGAAUGUUAGGCAGCAAUGUAAUAGCAUUCCAUACUACAGAAUACUGCCUCAAUUUCCUAAAAUGCUGUCAGAAACUCCUGGAUUGUCGUGUCGACCUCAARACAAUAAAGGUCAACUUCCAAGACCGUGAGAUACUGGUUCGAGCUAUUCCAGCUGGAAUAUCCUACAAAACUGUAUCGUCCUACAGCACUGGGGUCUUAUCCCAGGAAUGUCCUGUUAGACUGAAAGAUCUGUGUACAUCAAGCAAAGGCAAAAAGCUAAUCAUUGGGGUCGACCGCAUUGACUACACGAAGGGACUUUUGGAGAAAACUCGAGCGUUUCAAACMMUCCUUCGACAGUUCCCCAACCUUGACAAGCAGUUGAUCUACAUCCAGAUAGCUGUGCCCACUAGGAGCGAGAACGCGAGCUAUAAACGACUUCAGAGCGAUCUAUAUAAUCAUGUCAACAGGAUUAACAAUGAGCUCUACCAGGAAGGUUUCUCGUCGUCAAUAGACAUGGUAUUGGAAAAGGUCUCGCGGCAAGAUCUGGCUGUUUUGUAUAGGAAAGCAAGGGUUGCCUUAGUAACACCACUAAGGGACGGACUGARCCUUGUUGCCAUGGAGUACAUCGCUAGCCAAUCAAGUCACUCGCCUGGUGUACUUGUUUUGUCGGAGUUUGCUGGCGCAGCCAAAACAUUACACGAAGCCGUGAAGGUAUUUAUGUCUUAUAAUGUAAAAUAA
Molecule: messenger RNA, 822 nt
Organism: Exaiptasia diaphana
Lineage: Eukaryota; Metazoa; Cnidaria; Anthozoa; Actiniaria; Aiptasiidae
Product: alpha,alpha-trehalose-phosphate synthase [UDP-forming] A
Exons: 3
Coding region: 1-822 (273 amino acids)
Biological process (GO): trehalose biosynthetic process
Cellular component (GO): alpha,alpha-trehalose-phosphate synthase complex (UDP-forming); cytosol
Molecular function (GO): catalytic activity
Source: RefSeq, a predicted model, not a curated record